Messenger RNA from Rhizopus microsporus ATCC 52813, 1167 nucleotides. Its product is annotated as Bromodomain-containing protein. Gene Ontology annotation, cellular component: RSC-type complex. The record is from RefSeq and is a predicted model, not a curated record. The transcript is spliced from 7 exons. NCBI's taxonomy places the organism in Eukaryota, Fungi, Mucoromycota, Mucoromycetes, Mucorales, Rhizopodaceae. Gene Ontology annotation, molecular function: protein binding. Gene Ontology annotation, biological process: chromatin remodeling. The coding region runs from base 63 to 1022 and encodes 319 amino acids.
GUGCCACGGUUGCAAGGACACACAAAAAAAAAAUAAUUAUCCCCCUUCUUUUUUAGCGCAUAAUGGAAAGACCGAAACGACAGAGUACAGUGGAUAAAGAUUAUAGGGAACAUAAAAGAUCAAAAAAAGGCGAGACCGCAUCUAGUCCAAUAAAAGAAGAAUCACUAUCUCCGUUUGAACAACUAUACAGAGAUGUCGUCAAUUAUAGAGAUCCAGAAGAUGAGGAUUAUGAUAUUACAGCCAUCUUUAUGAAAUUACCUUCUAAAAAGGAAUAUCCUGACUACUAUCAAAUUAUUAAACAACCCAUCGCGCUUGAAACAAUCAAAAACAAGGUUGAAAAGAACAUGUAUCAAAACAUUUCUCAAAUGAAAGCAGAUAUAGAAUUGAUGGUUUCUAACGCGAAGAAAUACAAUAUGAAAGGAUCUCAAAUUUAUGAAGAUGCUAUCAAGAUUCAAAGAUAUGUAAAAGGAUGGCAGGGAGUGAAAGAAAAGGCAGUAUUGAAACUUCCUGGUGAAGCAUUUAAUAGUGCUCCAAAGAUUAAGGCGAUUAAAUUGAAAGCGAUAGAUAAACCCAAAAAAUCCUCUAUCAAUACAAAAGCACUCAUGACAGCUAUCAUCAAACGAGAGGUUAAAAAGGCAUUAGAGCUGCUGGAUACAGAUCCACAGAUCGACCCAAAUGAAUUGGUACCUGCUGAAAUGUUUAAUGACAAGUUCACAUGGGGUCCGCUUCAUGCUGCUUGUUAUUAUGGCGAUAUCAAGCUUGUAGAGGCUCUCAUUGCGAAAGGUGCAGAGGUAGAGAAGCAGGAUACUUGGCAUUCAGCUACUCCCCUUGGUUGGGCUGCCUUUGGUGAUAAGCAUAACGUGGUUCGAUUGCUAUUACAAAAGUAUAACGCUAAUAAGAAUGCUAAAAAUGUGCAUGGACAAGUACCAUUUGAAUUGGUAUCAAAUCAAGAUGAUCCAAGAUGGAUUGGGUUAUUCAAGGUGAGAUUUCGAAAUACUAAAGAGAAAGAAUGCACAAGAUAACACAUUAUUAGAAUGCACCUUCAGUACAGCAACAACAACAGCAACCACAACCACAAACACAGCAAGAGCAACAGUCUCAGUCUCAGUCUCAGCAAAUGAAACAAGAACCACCCUCUCAACCAUCACAACCUCCUCCUCCUAUUCC